Messenger RNA from Diaporthe citri, 210 nucleotides. RefSeq lists its product as uncharacterized. The transcript has 3 exons. Bases 1 to 210 code for a protein of 69 amino acids. The record is from RefSeq and is a predicted model, not a curated record. Lineage: Eukaryota; Fungi; Ascomycota; Sordariomycetes; Diaporthales; Diaporthaceae.
AUGGUGAAGAUCGUUGUCCCAAGUCAUUACAGCCGGUACAUUGUUACUGCCAGUGACCUGGAAAGUUACCUGCAGAACCAGUUUGGUGAAGGCAAUGAUUUUCACAUUGAGGUGCUCCUUAACCUCCAUACCAACGACCUGUGGCAUUUCGAAAGCCCGAGGGAACUCUCAAAUAAACAACUCAUGUAUGGGUCUUGUAUCACAUCAUAG